This is a messenger RNA of Silurus meridionalis, 7933 nucleotides long. It is a transcript of the gene grk3, whose product is annotated as G protein-coupled receptor kinase 3. Gene Ontology annotation, molecular function: G protein-coupled receptor kinase activity; G protein-coupled receptor binding; ATP binding. Lineage: Eukaryota; Metazoa; Chordata; Actinopteri; Siluriformes; Siluridae. Gene Ontology annotation, biological process: regulation of signal transduction; G protein-coupled receptor signaling pathway; protein phosphorylation. The transcript has 21 exons. The record is from RefSeq and is a predicted model, not a curated record. Bases 2128 to 4194 code for a protein of 688 amino acids.
UUACACUAAGAGGAAGUGCAGCUCCUGAACAGCUUCUGCUUGCAACAGGAGAAAAUCUUCAGUGCGAACCGUGUCUGCUCACAUAACCGAGCACAUUUCAGCGAACUAUUCAUAUAGUUUCUCCGAGACGAAGAUAUCGAUGGGCAUUUCUUUUCAAAAACAACUCCGUCUAUUCAGAGAUCUUGAGGUUCUUUGAGAUUGUAAGGAUUUAGUGAACUAUGCUGGACGGCCAUGAACAGUCUUUUUCAGAAACUCGAAUGCGGAUGCGUUGCGCUAACAGCUGAAUCGGGGGACGUCAAGAUGAUAAGCAAGAACACCAAUAGUUUCUUUCCUUUCUAACGAAUUUAACGAAAGCUGGAUUUGUGUCAGUGUGUGUUUUUUACUUUAACCCACGGAAGUUUUAAUGUAGAAACAGUCUAACCGCGUCGACAUGAAUAUUUAGUUGAGCUAACUGUAGCGCGCGCUCACUGGCGGUGCUCGUGUUUUGGACAGGCAGCUAAAGUGAGUUAGCCAUGAAAAUGAAGUUCCGCAAGAUUUAGCUGCUUGGUGUUUUGCAUGAUUUGUUUGUCAAAUCUGGUCGCGUUUUUUUCCUUUGAGUUAAAAUGAUGUAUGUCUGUUUUACAUUGUGUCACCAAAAACAGUUCGAAUGUAACCGGUAGCGUUACAUUUCCUUUUUUCCGUCGCGUUAAUCGGUCGUGAGAAUCGCGAAGCUAAACUCGAGCUAAUUUCCUUUCGAGCGCCCCCUCACUCUUCACCAGAUCCUCACCAGAUCCUCACUCAUCCAGCUAGAUUAUAGAACAUCUAACUCAUUUCCCACUGCGUAGCGCUUUCUGUCUCAUACACGUUUCUUAUUAUAGUGCUGGUUUUCAUACAGGAGAGAAUGUCGGGGUUGUAAACUUAUAGACACUCCAUAUUUUCAACAAUUUGCUCGGCAGCUGCGAGAUUAAUCCGUAUUGUAAAUAUAAAAGUCGUAGAAAAAAAAAUCUCGUAGAACUGGAUCAAGUCGGGUGUUUGAUCGGACUUACACUUUUCUCUGUGGUCACGUAAAUGAUGGAGGAGCGAUAGCUGUGAUGGUGCACAUGAAGUUGUUGUCUACUGCUCAUUCAGCGAACUGUAGUUGAAGCCUGAGCGCUGAUAGAGAACCAGAUAAACAGCCCACGCGCCUGUUUGGUUUAGCUGUCGGAGCCGGAUAUACGGAGCUCGCGUGUUAACCAGCCUGUCGAUAGCCAUUAUUUCUCUUGUCAACAAGGUCUGGUUGGUGAAAAUUGACAAGUCGCAUUAUCUCCACCCGAGAGCUGCACCGAAAGAAGGAGAAGUGGGGUUUAAUAAGCGCGUCGUUUUAGCAGGUUAAAUAUCUGUCCUGAGUCCCCGGGAUUUGAGCAGAACAGCGUUAGCAGACUCACAGUCGUCGCCCAUUUUCUUAUUAUUUUGACACCUUGCAAGUGAGCUGUUUGGGUUUUUUUUCCACCCACUUGAACCAAUUUUUCUCUCUCACUUAAACCGGAAUUUUAAAUACAUAUAGGUACGGGUCUUAUUGUGUUUUUUUUGUUUUAAAUGUGUGUUAUUUUACACAAUGUGUAUUUAAAUGUUACUCGAGGCGAGAGAAGCGGUGUAGAGCAGCACACGCUAGCUGGAUUAGCCGCUCGCAGGAUAUUUGCUGUGUGAAUUUGCGUUUGGUUUGAUUUUGACAGCCUUAAACCAGCAGGUGGGUUCUCGCAAUACGCUCAGUGUAAAGGGGUGGGGGCCCGAGUACUAUUGAAUAAGAAUUAUUAUAGUAAUAUGUAGGUAGGAUUCGAUUGGUUGCACUUUGCGUUUAAGCUGCAGUUGUUGUUUUUUACUGUCAGAAAUCCCAGUGCGGAUUAACCCUGCAGGUCGCUGUAGAGACUCCUCGCUUUCGUGUGAAUCGUGUGUUAUUUGUUACAAUGCCUGUUUUCUGAAGAUCGGCUAACAGACACGACAGAACACGGCCUGGGCUUUAUCGAUGUUCGCCCUCGCCCAGGACUCCUGCACUGCCACCGUGCUCUUGGUUUUGUGUUGAUCACCUCGCUGUUUCUUUUGCGAUUUCAUUGUCCUCCGUCACAUUCCCGCGGCUGUUUCUACAUCUAUUCGAUUGAGCCACGGUCGAAGAUGGCGGACCUAGAGGCAGUCCUCGCCGAUGUCAGCUAUUUGAUGGCGAUGGAGAAGAGCAAGUCGACUCCAGCGGCCCGAGCAAGCAAGAAAAUUAUUCUUCCUGAACCCAGUAUUCGGAGUGUGAUGCAGAAGUACUUGGAAGAGAGAGAUGAACUCGCAUUUGACAAAAUCUUUAAUCAGAAAAUUGGGUUCCUGCUAUUCAAGGAUUUUUGUAUGAACGAAAUAGAUGAGGCUGUUCCCCAGCUGAAGUUCUAUGAAGAGAUUAAAGAAUAUGAAAAGUUGGACUCUGAAGAGGAGAGACUUAGUCGCAGUCGGCAGAUAUACGAUGGCUACAUAAUGAAGGAGCUCCUGUCAUGUUCACAUCCCUUCUCUAAGAAAGCGGUGGACCAUGUACAGUCUCACCUGGCUAAGAAACAGGUGCCCCCAUCACUUUUUCAGCCAUACAUUGUUGAAAUCUGUGACAGCCUGCGAGGAAAGAUCUUUCAGAAGUUCAUAGAAAGUGACAAGUUCACUCGUUUCUGCCAGUGGAAGAAUGUAGAGCUAAAUAUCCAUUUAACAAUGAACGACUUUAGUGUUCAUCGGAUCAUUGGUAGAGGUGGAUUCGGAGAGGUGUAUGGCUGCAGGAAGGCAGACACAGGAAAAAUGUAUGCCAUGAAGUGUUUGGACAAGAAGCGGAUUAAGAUGAAGCAGGGUGAGACCCUGGCACUCAAUGAGAGAAUCAUGCUGUCGUUGGUCAGCACAGGGGACUGUCCAUUUAUUGUGUGUAUGACUUAUGCGUUCCAUACGCCUGAUAAGCUGUGUUUUAUCCUGGACUUAAUGAAUGGUGGGGAUCUCCACUAUCAUCUUUCUCAACAUGGAGUGUUUAGUGAGAAGGAAAUGCGCUUCUAUGCAGCAGAAAUUAUCCUGGGUUUAGAGCACAUGCAUAAUCGUUUUGUUGUCUACCGUGACCUUAAGCCUGCCAACAUCCUCUUAGAUGAGCAUGGCCAUGUUCGCAUCUCUGACUUGGGCUUGGCCUGCGAUUUCUCUAAAAAGAAACCCCAUGCUAGUGUGGGUACCCAUGGCUAUAUGGCACCAGAGGUUCUGCAGAAAGGGACAGCAUAUGAUAGCAGCGCUGACUGGUUUUCACUUGGCUGCAUGUUGUUUAAACUUCUGCGAGGGCACAGUCCAUUCCGGCAACACAAGACCAAAGAUAAACAUGAGAUUGACCGCAUGACACUUACUAUGAAUGUAGAGUUGCCAGACUCCUUCUCAUCUGAACUCAAGUCUCUGUUGGAAGGACUGCUACAAAGAGAUGUGGCUAAGAGGUUGGGCUGCCAGGGUCAGGGUGCUUCAGAAGUGAAGGAACAUCUGUUCUUCAAAGGAAUCGACUGGCAACAGGUCUAUCUCCAGAAGUAUUCUCCACCACUGAUUCCUCCUCGUGGAGAAGUGAAUGCUGCUGAUGCCUUCGACAUUGGCUCUUUCGAUGAGGAGGACACCAAAGGCAUAAAGCUGCUGGACAGUGAUCAGGAGCUCUAUAAAAACUUUCCCCUGGUGAUCUCGGAGCGCUGGCAGCAGGAGGUGGCCGAGACAGUGUAUGAGGCAGUCAACAGUGACACGGAUAAGAACGAAGCACGCAAGCGAGCCAAGAACAAGCAACAAGGCCAUGAGGAAGACUAUGCUCUGGGCAAGGACUGCAUAAUGCAUGGCUACAUGCUGAAACUUGGAAAUCCAUUUCUUACUCAGUGGCAGCGCCGGUAUUUCUACCUGUUUCCAAACCGUGUAGAAUGGAGAGGAGAAGGCGAGUCCAGGCAAAACCUGUUAACAAUGGAGCAAAUAGUGAGUGUUGAGGAAACACAGAUCAAAGACAAGAAAUGCAUCCUCCUGAGGAUCAAAGGAGGGAAACAGUUUGUUUUGCAGUGUGAGAGUGACCCAGAGUUUGUACAGUGGAAGAAGGAGCUUAACGAAGCGUUCACAGAGGCCCAGAAACUGCUGCGUCGUGCUCCUAAAGUAAUCGGCAAGGGUCGUGCCGGUGUGGUGGAACUGUCCAAACCACCUCUCACACACCGCAACAGCAACGGCCUGUGAGCCACUGAUGUCUUUAGCCCCAACCCUCCCUCAUAAUCAUGCAUUCUUUUACACUUGCAGACAUUGCACCACUUGUUUAAAUUUAUCCUCCAUCUCUGCCACCACCAAUAAAGCAUAUAAAUGUUUAAAAACAGCCCUCCGCAAGGACUGUUUAAAGUUCUACUUGACUUUUCAUCUGUCUAGCACACACUCAUCCAAAUUGACACACUGGGCAGUUGUCAUUCCUAGACAGCAGUGAAGGACCAAUGUUGAUGUCGGUGCUGAAUGAAGACAUUUAUGUGGACAAGAUUGAACUCAAAUGAGGCAUACAGUGACAUUGUGUCCUUGCUCUGCUCUUUGCUUUUCAUCUCUCUCGCUUAAUCUGUGAACUUCCUCUUCUUUACUCAGUGUUCUCCCCAGGCAGGGCCUGGCAUCAGCUGUCCCUUUACCCAAGCGCACAUGUACGUAGACUGCAAUGUGAUGCUGUGGGAAGCUGAAUCCUGUCCUCCUGCUGCUCUUUCCUCUACUGUGAAUGUGUUGGUCUCUGUAUGCUCAGGAUAAAGCUCUCUGUGUGAAGAUGCAGAUAGUAGGCCACAUGGGUCUAUGCAUGCAGAGAUAGUAGGCUGCAUGCUGUUCUAAGUCAGCACUAAAGCCACCACAGUGGAAGCUGGUAGAAUGUCUUUGUCUAAACUUCAAGAGCUCAGUAAUAGUCAAAAAUAAAAUGGCAAUGCUAAGGUCUAGUUUGAUGUAAUGUGUUUCAAAAUAGAUUUUACAACAUUGCCUCUGUUGUACCUUUUUGUAAUAUCCAGGGACACCUUGAUUGGUUUAUUUCUUGAAAUUCAUUAGGGUUGAUUUUUAGUAUAAAAUAAUGUUGGAAGUCAGAGGUGCCCAGCUGCAGUCUUGGAUCACCAGAGUUCAUAUUUUCCCUGCUCAGACACCUGUUUUAAAUCACCAGUAUCUUUUGAGGGUAUGUUAAAGCAGAGAAAUCACCAAAUCCUCCUUGAUUUCAGCUUUUAAGGACUGCAGCUGAAUGCCUUUGCCUUUAAAUUUCUUGUUUGUUUGUUGUUUUUUUUUUUUGCAUUGUGAUUGGUGGACUGUGGUGGUUGGGCUGUUGUGAUCUUUUCCACUUCCCUUCUCUACACACAUUGUGAUGUUCUGCACCGAGGAUCUGUCAGUGAUCAAGGAUACACUUUUUAAUGAGAGGAGUUGAUAGUAAUAACUCUGUAAGAGUGGGAAAUUUGACAUUCGGCCCUUUGAGCGAUCAAAUUUAAAUUAUUUUGCUGACUGAGCACUUGCAUGCAGCAAUGUGUAUUUUGUGUGUGCAUGGAUGUAUGUUUGGUCACUUAAUUGUGAUAGGGCUUUAAAUUUUGGCCAGUGAAAGUAUCCAUACACAUCAUUCCCUUUGUUGUGCUAUUGUGUGCCUCAAGAGAAAAAUAUUUCACUGGUUAAUAAUGAAAAUGAAAUGCCACACUCUUUUCCCCAUAAUGCCUCAAGCCCGCUGCACCGUCUUCAAACUCUGAACUCCAUCCCUACUCAUUGAAGUUCAAAAAAGUGCCAACACCGAUAGAAAUCUUCGAGCCAAACCUGCUUGUCUUCAGCAUGACUUCAGUGAAAUUUAAGGAAAUAUGAGGAAAGAACCAAAACAAACUGCAUUUUCCCUGUUUUGUGUGCCCACCUUUUCCAGGAAUGCUUUGUUAGACAAGACAAUGUGCAACAAAUUGAAAAGACAGGUUGGAAAAAAGCAAGUAUCUUUGCACAGUCCUGAUCUGACUUUAUAUAUAAGCAGUUCUUUCUCUGUGCAUCUGUAGUAUACCCUUCUUGUAAGAUGUUUGCAUAUAUGGGGGAUUAUUCUGUCUGUACUUCUGUUCUUUUGUCUUGGAUUUGGGGAAAGGGUGGGUUGGGUUUGAUGGCGCUCCAAUCGUUCAUGCAUACCUCAGGGUGAGAUACAAGUGUGAAAAACUAAAUGACUGCAAAAUGGCUUCUCUCAUAGUGAGGUACAUGUUUCUCAUCUUGGCCACACCCUGCAUGUGUUAGUGUUGCCAUCAUUCAGCUGCAGGUAGACAGACUGUUAUCAGCACUGCACAUAUGCGAUAUUCUCCAUCCCCGAGUGAGGACAUUGACAACGGUUUUUGAGAAAAAGCUGAGCUACAGGGACAGUGGGGAAAACAAACUUAAACCAUUUGUUGUAAUGCUUGAUUUCAGUAUAGUUUAAUUUUUUAUAUUGUUUUGAAUGUGACAAAAUGCAAAUUUCUAAUAGACUUUUUGAAAUACAUGCAUUUUUGACUGGCAGAAAAGAGCACAGCUUAAAAGGCAGUUUUGAACAGUGGAUUUUUUUUCGUUUAGUUUAUUUUUUUCUUCUGUUUGUAUAUUUCAGGUUUUCCAUGCAAUAGCUUUUUUUUUUUUCUUUUUUUCUUUUUUUUUUUUAUAUAAGUGGUUCUUUCCAUGCUUUUUAAAGGAAAACUUUUGAUUUGCAUGUGAUGCUGACUUUUGCAAAUGUAUGUGUAGCUUUUAAGUGUCAUGGAGGUGCCAUCCUAGAGAAAGAUUUAAAUAUUCCUUUUUUCUUUUUUUCUAUUUUUCUUUUUUUCUUUUAAAAAAACAAAAUAGUUUGGACAUUUAAGUGAAAUCACUGUACCUCCAGACUUCACUAGCUAACAGAUAUGUGCCAAAAGACUGUAGGAAAUUGUCUUAAAUCAGUAAAAAAAAAAAAUGUUUGUGUGUAUAGCACUGAUCACAAUUCUCCAUUUCCAUUCCCUUCAAACCAAAAUUGGUACGUUUUACAGGGAAGUUUAUGAUUUUUGAGAGAAUGGUACAAACGUGACCAAAUUUAGGUGGUCCAGUGGGAGGAGAUUUUGAUGUCAUUAACACACUGAAAAGUGGCUAUCCACUAAGUGAGCUGCCAUCACUGGCACCUGUCAAGAAAGGCAUUUUUCCUUACCCAGUUCUCAAAGAAGGAGCACCUCCAACAAUCCUGAAUAUCCAUGUUUUAUUUCAGGGGUUUUUAUAUUUUAUUUUAAUUUUUAGCUUUUUAUUCAUGAUGUUGAGGUUUGCCUCAUUCAAAUGCUUGUGUGUCUGUUCUUGUAGGGGUAGGUUUGUAUGGAAAAGCAGGUAUCAAAAUGGCAGUUAACAAAAUACAACAAAUAGGAAUAAAAAAGAAAAAUGUGUGUAUGUACACACACACAUUAUAUAUAUAUAUAUAUAUAUAUAUAUAUAUAUAUAUAUAUAUAUAUAUAUAUAUAUAUAUAUAUAUAUAUAUGUAUGUAUAUGUGUGUGUAUGUUAAUUAAAUGAAAUUAGAAAUGUCUUAGGUUUAUUUAAAGGGUAAAUAUCGAAACUAAAAGCCUGGAAUGGGUAUUGGGUUCUAUGUAAAUUUCAAAUAUUUGUGGUGAAGAAUCAGCUCAGAUCUUGCACAUAAAUUUAGAUAGUAUACCUACAGAUUAUUUUUUUGUCUGUUUAUUGCAAGAUUCUCUUGCCUUUUUUCAUAUUUAUUGUCUGGUUGGAGGAGAUAAUCCCUUUGUGCUAACUAUACAUGUACAUGUGUUUUGCUAGUGCGCGGAGCUGUAGAAGAUUGAUUUUUUUUUUGUUUGUUUUUUUUGUGCCACAAGCAAACACUUGUACUACUGUAUAGGUUAUUAUCAUUAAAAUGAAGGCAGUUAUUAUUAUUGAUGAAAAUAUCCAGUAAUUAUCGUUUCCCCCCAGAGAAUCUAGAAACAUGUGUUGGACUGCCAAUUAAAAGUUCAGAAAUAAAAGCCUUUUUUUCGUGUA